Messenger RNA from Naegleria lovaniensis, 1209 nucleotides. RefSeq lists its product as uncharacterized. Gene Ontology annotation, molecular function: protein binding. NCBI's taxonomy places the organism in Eukaryota, Heterolobosea, Eutetramitea, Acrasida, Naegleriidae. The record is from RefSeq and is a predicted model, not a curated record. The transcript has a single exon. The coding region runs from base 1 to 1209 and encodes 402 amino acids.
AUGAUUGGUGUGGUGAGGAGAGAAAGUUGUUUAACCUUUCAAUUAUUGUUAUUACUUUGGCUCUCCCUUGUGUGUUCAAUCAUUUGUGGUCAUUGGAUCGGAAUAUCACAUGUUGUGAACGGAAAAUAUUUGAGAACAAGAAAAUUUGUAAAUAGGAAUAUGGAACAUAAAUAUCGAACAAGUACGCCAAGGCUUCCAACAUUGGCUUAUGGAGUGGAAUGGAAAUUAAUCAAUAUGCAACAAGAAAUUCCUUCUCCGAGAUUUGAUUUUGCGUAUGCAUCAACUCCGGAUUAUUCAUUGUCGUUUCUUUUCGGUGGAGUGAAUUCUAGUUGGAGUAUCAUGAAUGAUUUUUGGAUUUUAGAGCAUCAACAUUUGAAAUGGACAAAAAUUGUAAAAGAAAAUAAUGAUGAUUUGUGGCCACCGGCAUUAAGGGAUGCUGCUGCAGUGUUUUGUUUGGGAGAUUUUUAUGUGUUUGGAGGAAAGAGCACUGGUGGAAGCGUGAGUGGUGAUGUGUGGAAAUUUAACUUGUCUUUAAGAAAGUGGAGUAUUGUAAAUAGAGGAAAAGAUGAAGAUCAAGCAAAAAUUGCAUCAAGAUUUGGUCACUCGGCUAUCUGUAUUGGAAAUAGUUUCAUUGUUAUCUUUGGUGGUAGUGACAAGAACAAUAAUUUCUAUAACCAGCUCCAUUUAUUUAACAAUGGUACAUUCACUGAAAUUGAACCAAAUGGACCAGUAACAAUUCCACCAAGAAUGUACACCCCAAUUAUUUUCAAUCCGACCGAUUCAUCUCUCUUUGCGUUUGGUGGUUAUGUAAAAAUCUCAGCAAAUGAAAGUGCAAACAACGAUGAAUUGUGGCAAUUUGAUUUACUACGAAAGCAGUGGAAGCAGAUUGAAAAACAAAACUCUGCCAUUUGGCCACCUUCAAGAAGUGGACAUAAUUUAUUCAAGACAACCCAAUUUUCUAACAAUUUUUAUGUAUUCGGUGGUGAAUUGCUGAAUGGUCUUGGUACUAAUGACAUGUAUUCGUUCAAUGUUAUCACUUCUCAAUGGACAGUAAUCCCAACUCAAGGAAAUUCAUCUCCACCAGGAAGAUUGGGGGCUGCUUUCAUUCAGAAAUCUUAUUCCAGUGGAGAAUAUAUUUUGUUUGGAGGUGUUUCUGGUUGGACCAAUACAAAGGUAUUAGGAGAUGAAUGGCUCGCCUCACUUCGCUAA